AUGAUAAGAACACCAUCUCAUUCCUUAUAUAUGAGAAAUUCUCAUAAUUAAUCUCAUUCACCAAUACCUUAAUAAAAAUUUGUUACUCCAGAAAAAUUAGUUAGAGUUAGUGGAAGUUCAGGUGUAAAAGUAAAUUCAAUUUCAAAAAAUGGCACAAGAAUUAAAAGUGAAGCUAUUGAAACUGUUAAUAAGAUUAAAGAAUAAUAAAAGCUAUAAGAAUAUGUUUAAGAAUUUGAAUAUAGUAAUUUUUAUCAAUAAAGACUUAGAACUUGUACAAUAAAAAAAUGAAGAAUAAUAAUAAUUAGAAAUGAGAAUCUUAAUGUUAUUGCAAUAGAAUCAUGAUUAAGUACAAGAAAUGGAAAUAUUGAAAUAAGAAAAUGAAUAAUUAAAGCAACUUUUAUAUGAAUAAUAGACUAAAAUUGUUGAAUAAAGUUAAGAAAUCUUAACAUUAAAAGUUUAUAAAGAUGGAUUAAAGAAAUUAAGUUUUAGUGAUUACUUUCGAUAAUAAAAUAUAUGA
Molecule: messenger RNA, 517 nt
Organism: Paramecium primaurelia
Lineage: Eukaryota; Ciliophora; Oligohymenophorea; Peniculida; Parameciidae
Source: the annotation of a GenBank genome assembly